CUAGAAACAUGAGCUAACGCUGGACAAGGCAGGCAGUAUUCUGAUGCCGAUGAAGACUCUUCAGUCAGUAGCUCUAAAAGUAAGUGUAUAACGCAGCUGUCCAUUGUGAUGAUUCUCUCUAUCUCUCUCUCUCCUCUCUCUCUCUCUCUCUCUCUGCAGCGAAGGUGAGGAGACUCUACGACAUAGCCAAUGUCCUGACGACACUCGACCUAAUAAGGAAGAAGACAUUCAUGGCUCGCAACCAUCGCAAGAUGCCUGGCUACGUCUGGUGUGGCCCCACCAUGGAGGAGAUUGACAGCGUCUCUGUGUGUAGGAAGAUGUACCAACCAACCACCACUGCUGGUGACCUGUCGAAGAAGAUGAGAGGAACUUCGCUAGUGAGGAGACAGUCUUUUGGUAGUCGGCCGUUUCUCCAUCAGUAUGAGGUCAAAGACUCCAACUCAGCUCCCAGUACUCCAUGUAAGGCAGCUCCAGUGGGCACAAGAAAUCUGGGGGGGUCGCGUGCUGGGAAAUUUCUCGAGGGGCCGUGGUGGAGGGGGAGGGAGCAUUAGGCGAAGUCUCUCAUUCGGAGGUCAGAGUUCAGCUAAGGCAUUGGCUGGUGGGUGUGGCCACGGGAGGAAAGUGGGCGGAGCUAAGACUAGCGACAGACACUUUGGUGGAAUAUGGACCAGCCCUGGUCCCACAGUUCAUUGUUCCAGAGAAGAGUUUGCCGCGGAGGUGAAGGAGUUCGAGAAGGAGAUAUUGAGAAAGUCACAUCGUUUUCCAAAUGUAGCAGUGGUGUUUCAAGAUUUUCUACUCCAGUAUCACGUCUCACAAGAACAGCCUGCUAGCUCCAGUGGACGGUCGAUUUUCCCAAAACCCCCCUCUCCUCUCAAAUUUCUCUGACCCCCUCACUUUCUCGACCCCUCGAAAACCUACGAACCCUCCGAAAAAUCGCUCCACCACGAGCCGCCCGUCAACUCCUAUGGCUGGGUCUUAUCCGGAGAGAAACGAUUGUGACGUUUCCUUGCCACUACACAAACAGUCACAUUCGUUUCGGCAGGAUGAUGACAGCGGUCUGGGGGAUUCCCUAGUGGGCGGGGCUUUGAUGACAUCACUCGACGACAUCACCAAUGUUUCGCAACAGCAUCAUCGCUCUGAUGUGGUCAAUAAACCAGAAAACCAACACAGGCAACCUAAAAGUGCAGGGAAACAACAAACACAGCCAUGUGCCAGCAAAUCUGGGAAAGUUAUGAUUGACGAUGACUCACGGGCUUCAUUUUCGACAUCCGGUGAUCAAGAACAACAACAUUCCGAUCCAAUUUCCUCAUGUUUUGCUACUAUUGAGGAUCACGCUUUCAUUUCUCUGCAUACCUUCUUCGACAUCUGUCUCGCAUCCUCCGGUUCCUAAACAGGCCAGAAAUGAGCGUCUGCUGACCAAUCAAGUCACCACCCACUCACGUGGUACUAACAACAGCAGCCUUCAAAGCAGUGACUCUGCAUGCUGUGCUCAAAGUGAAGACUCUACAACUGGUGGUGGUUCCAAGGAUUCCGCGACUUCCUUGCCACCAGAGGCUACUGUUAGUGCAACAUGCAUCAGAAACCGGCAAGAUUCUCCUUCCCACGCACCGCAAACAAACCCACUUACUACGGAGGGAAAUCGACAUUUUACAAACCAAACUCAGCUGCAUGAAGAAUUGGAGGGAAAUGCAUCACGUGCUACAAUAUUAGGGUUCACAAAGGGCACGCUGCAGUCUCCGCAGAAACCGGCACACGGACGCCUGCAGUCGUUUGUUCGUGUCGAUGAUUUCAUCGCAGCUCUAGCGGUGCAGUCGAGAGAGGCUGAGAGCCUGCUCCGUGACCCGCGACUUGUAGCUAAACUCUCUGGACACCCACCUGGUGCGACAUCGUCCACCCAACCCAUCUCUCUCCUAUCGCAUCUUCUCACCCGCCAACCGUUGCCCGGGACAACUGCCAGGAAACCCCCGGCAACUGCCUCCUCCCCACCCUUGCCCUCCGUGAACAGACCAUUUUCUGUUCCUCUCAACCCGAAAUGUCUAGUGCCCAUCACUGCAACUGUAGAGACGAACUCCACAAAAAAGCCAAGUGAUGGUGAUUUCAAACUCCCUCCUCUACCAUUGUUUCCCCAGCCUCUCUCUACCCAAAUUUUACCCCUACCUGUUCCCCCCACAAGCUGCGGUUCCCUUGGAUUUGUGACCCCCAGGGCACUCAUCACUACCCCGUCCCCCCAAUUUGUGGCCCGCCAGAUUCUACUACCGAACACGACCCCCACAUUUGCCCCCCUCACUCCCAGAACAACUUGUCUCCCAACACUUUCUGGCUCCAUUCCAGCUGCCACGCCCAUGACCCGUUGCCUGGCAAUGCCACACCCUCUCGUUGGCGAGUGUCCACCAUUGAAACGGGCAAAGCUGGACUGAGACUGACCAGAAAUAGGAUAAAAUUAGAAAUGAUAUAUUUACUCUAUAAUUGUGGAUAUAUUUUGUUCCAAAAAUUAUCUC
This is a messenger RNA of Geodia barretti, 2498 nucleotides long. NCBI's taxonomy places the organism in Eukaryota, Metazoa, Porifera, Demospongiae, Tetractinellida, Geodiidae. The record is from the annotation of a GenBank genome assembly.